Molecule: messenger RNA, 2518 nt
Organism: Cylindrotheca closterium
Lineage: Eukaryota; Bacillariophyta; Bacillariophyceae; Bacillariales; Bacillariaceae
Source: the annotation of a GenBank genome assembly
AUGCUUUUUGACGAAUUUCUCGAGGAGUCCCCAAUCUCUUGCAUUCAAGAAAUAAAAUUGAAGGUGAUUGAGGGAUUUCCCAACGACGAAACUAAUAAGGUGGAUAUUCACAAGGGGGUCAAAAAGAUAUUUGAUCCUGACUACGAAGAUUCUGAGGAGGAAGAUGAUCUGAUGGGCGACGAGGACACUGGCCUUGUCAAUAAGUUCGGCCAGCCCGAUGGAUGGGACUCGGACGAGACCGUUGACGAGUCCAACGACCGAAGGAACGACAUGGAAAUAGACGGUGAACUCGCUUCUGGUGACGAUCGCACCCAUGACGACGACGACGACAAGGGCGAGGCGGAGGAGGAUGACGAGGAUACUGACGAAUCGACCAAGGAUUCUGUCAUUCUCGUGGAAAGUACUUAUGAUCUUACGGAUACUGCAAACGACAAAGACAACAACAACAUGGGCCUGAAUACGGAUGAGGCAGUUUCCGAACUGACCGGUGUUACUGGUGAAGACAAGGACCCUGAAUUGGCAUCUCCGCCAAGGAAGAAGGGACGGUCCCACAGGGUUUCGGUACACACUUUUGUCAGGCAAUAUCCAAAUGCCCCGGCUGGUGGGCUGAAGCCAGUGUACGACCCAUCACUUGGUGGUUCUAUGCCCCAGCUUCGGUCCAGCAUGCAGAAUCUGUUUUCUCUUGGCGACCUCGACGACGCCGACGAUGACGAAGCUUCCUGGUCUCUUCACGAGUACUUUCUUCGCCUCGCGACACAGUGCCCCACGGUUGUGUUUGAUCUCGCUGCGGCCCAACGCGUUAUUAAAACUGACGAAAAGUCGCCUCGCUUUUGGGAAUUCGCGCUCGUGUUCGACCCAACAUUAAUUGUUCAACGCGCCGAGCCGUUGACUUGGAUGUGGCUAGCGGCAUCCGAAUUCUUUGCUCAUCCUUGGACAGGCCCGGCCAUUAUUCCUCCCAUUGUGAAGGAAUUCGAGCGACUAGAAAGAGAGUCGAAAAUAUCUAAGGCUCAGUCCAAGUCUACGAAGCGCCCUGCAUCUACUCCAGAGAAUCCAAAAGAUGCAACUCCUCCUCGCCAACAAGUGAUCCUGUCUGACGCCGUCCACAUCAUUGCCGGCACCCCAACAGGAACACAGGAAGCCAGUCUUCCAGCUGACGACGUCGCGGUUGCCAACACCCACCGUGGGAGGACCAGUGCGGAAAAUGGAGCAGAGGAACACAAUAGUGCCCCGACCUACAGGGACACUGUUGCCGCUCUCCCCGCUCCCAAGGUUCCUCUCACCACCGACGAACGAUUGAUGCGCCUUCUCGCUGUCCAUUGGAAUGCAUCUCCCUUUCGGCACAUUACCAUCUUCAAUGUGUCCGUUGUCUUUGAUUGGCAGGGCGUCGGUUCGUCCGAGUUCAAUCAAGUUCAGACUGCCUACAACGCCUUCCAUCAGUUUGCCUCCGGUAUCUGGGGCGAGAUCACUUCCACGGUCGUCCUUCUACCUUUUGCUGAUGGCCGAUUCACCCGACAACAACUGUGGAUCCGGAACUUGAAGGAGUUUGAUUCUCAUUCCUACGACGAGAUCGCUGCGUUAAUCCUGUCUGGCUUGAAGGCGUACGACCCAUCACUUGGUGGUUCGAUGCCACAGCUUCGGUCCAGCAUGCAAAAUCUGUUUUCUCUUGGCGAUCUCGAAGAUGCCGACGACAACGAAGGUUCCUGGGCUCUUCGCGAGUACUUUCUUCGCCUCGCGACACAGUGCCCCACGGUUGUGUUUGAUCUCGCUACGGCCCAACACGUUAUCAAAACUGACGGAAAGUCGCCUCGCUUUUGGGAAUUCGCGCUCGUGUUCGACCCAACAUUAAUUGUUCAACGCGCCGAGCCGUUGACUUGGAUGUGGCUAGCGGCAUCCGAAUUCUUUGCUCAUCCUUGGACAGGCCCGGCCAUUAUUCCUCCCAUUGUGAAGGAAUUCGAGCGACUAGAAAGAGAGUCGAAAAUAUCUAAGGCUCAGUCCAAGUCUACGAAGCGCCCUGCAUCUACUCCAGAGAAUCCAAAAGAUGCAACUCCUCCUCGCCAACAAGUGAUCCUGUCUGACGCCGUCCACAUCAUUGCCGGCACCCCAACAGGAACACAGGAAGCCAGUCUUCCAGCUGACGACGUCGCGGUUGCCAACACCCACCGUGGGAGGACCAGUGCGGAAAAUGGAGCAGAGGAACACAAUAGUGCCCCGACCUACAGGGACACUGUUGCCGCUCUCCCCGCUCCCAAGGUUCCUCUCACCACCGACGAACGAUUGAUGCGCCUUCUCGCUGUCCAUUGGAAUGCAUCUCCCUUUCGGCACAUUACCAUCUUCAAUGUGUCCGUUGUCUUUGAUUGGCAGGGCGUCGGUUCGUCCGAGUUCAAUCAAGUUCAGACUGCCUACAACGCCUUCCAUCAGUUUGCCUCCGGUAUCUGGGGCGAGAUCACUUCCACGGUCGUCCUUCUACCUUUUGCUGAUGGCCGAUUCACCCGACAACAACUGUGGAUCCGGAACUUGA